AUGACGAAGAAGUUAGCUCAGGCUCCGAAGAUUGGUUCUCAGGGCACCUUGCCCACCGCAGGACUAGAGAAAGCCCAGAGGAAGAGCAAACCGCGGGUCGUAAAGCCUGCCUACGGGGAACGUCCUCCCUCCGACAAGGUGGCUGGACGCAUGUCCGGCACUCAAGAAAAUGCCCCACGGUCUCGACGUUCCAAACAGGCUCAGGAUCCCCCUCGUCAAGCUUUCGAGCCUGUCUCGGGCCGGACAGCGACCUCGGCACACCUUCCAGCGGAUCGGAGCGGAAGGGAGCAUUUAUCCAGUAUUGCCAGAGCUGCUAAGCCCUCCCCGGUCCCAGAUACGCAACGCGCCGUUCAGGCCUUGAUGGAUGACUAUGGUCAAUUUUCGGAUGAAGAAUCCUUACGUCCGGUUCCCCGCCGUAAUCCUCUCUCCACCCAGGAACCCACGGCUGGUGAAUCGUCUUUAACGGUCACGUUGAAGAGCAAAUUAGUACGUAGGAUGCGAAGGCUGUUGGGUGGGCGCGGAUGGACUGGCUUGGGUUGGGAUUGGCCUUUUGAGCUGUCCGAUCCUAAACUCUACGGCAAACCUGCCGGGACAAUGCCACACAAUGCACCGCCCAGGACCAAGCUGGGCAGGGGUUGUUGGAAGUUCCUCAUCUACCUCCAAUCACUCUUUGAAGAUGCGCCGAGAGCGGGUGACUUGACUGAGCAAAACAAAUGGCUGAGCGAGAAGAGUUCACAAAUCGACAAGACCUUCAAGUCGAUCGAUACAAUGGUCAGAAAGAUCAGCGAGGAGUAUCUGGCGGUUGUUGGCGAUUCCGACAACCUGAUCAACGACAACAUGGAGCUGCGUCUCGCCAUGGUGAAAGACCUGAUGGAGUACAUCAUUCCGAUGCUCGUCAGUGUUCUGCAGACCAUCUUCUUCCUAGGUGGUGCCGAUACUGACGAGGAUUUCAAGCCCGCAUUCCGGGAAGAGGGCACAUUCACGGAUUCCACUCUCGGCUGCCUGGCAAAGGCCGUGGGCUGGAUUUUUAGUCUUGAACGAGCGCUCUCGGAAGAACUCAAACGCCGGCCGCUGGAUCCUUCUUCGGACGAGGAGAGCAGCGAUGGCGAAGGCCGGCGUGAGAAGAAGGCGAAGGACGGACGACAGAAGGCCAAAGCGAACCUACGGAAGCGUCGGCUGCGGCUUGGCGCCUAUGUUGGAGAGUUCCGUCGCAACAUCGCAACGGCAUAUGAUUCACUGGAUGCAACGGCAACAAAAGAAGAGCGCCGACGGCAGACAACCGCGCGGCAGAAGGAACUUGACGAGACGAGGCUGAAGGAGGAGAAGGCGGAGGAGGAAGAGAGGCAGCGGAGAUGGCAGGCCAUGUGUCAAUCCACGCAGCGGAUGAGACACGCCCCGAACCCCCUCAGCGAGAAGUGGAGGAAGACGGAGGCGUUCGACGCGGGAACCGCCGCCUAUCGACUGGCGUCUCAGAAGGCCGCCUCGCAAACCGUUGCACGUCACAACGGAAGCAGCCAGCCUACCGCGCGACCACUAACACGCGUCGACCGGGAACCCCCAAGACCUGCCAGCGGUCGCUGGCCCCCAUGGCGGGAGGAGGACAGCCUGUGGGUGCUCACGCAACUCCGGUCCCGCGAGCGCAGGCCCGACUUGAGAGUGUGGGCGGAUGUGCUUGAACGUGAUGUGGAGGACGUCUGGCAGGAAGUCGAGGUGUUGAAGCAGUCCUGGAGAUCGCUUGCGCGGGAGAGGGGUGUCGAGGUCGAACCCUGGGCACGUGCAUAG
Molecule: messenger RNA, 1782 nt
Organism: Phialemonium atrogriseum
Lineage: Eukaryota; Fungi; Ascomycota; Sordariomycetes; Cephalothecales; Cephalothecaceae
Exons: 1
Coding region: 1-1782 (593 amino acids)
Source: RefSeq, a predicted model, not a curated record